Molecule: messenger RNA, 687 nt
Organism: Aspergillus oryzae RIB40
Lineage: Eukaryota; Fungi; Ascomycota; Eurotiomycetes; Eurotiales; Aspergillaceae
Exons: 4
Coding region: 1-687 (228 amino acids)
Molecular function (GO): arylformamidase activity
Source: RefSeq, a predicted model, not a curated record
AUGGCUGCGAGUCACUUCCAGCAUCUCCCCUCCGGUUUAUCCUACAACGGGUUCAAACCAACGGUCGAAACCCUCCAAGCAAAUACCGACCUCCCAACCCUAGAUCACUGGCACUCCCGCGGCGGUCUCACCGGCCGAGGCGUCCUAAUUGACUUCAAAUCCUACGCCGCAGCAAAAGGAAUCCAAUACUCCCCCUUCUCGGCUUUCCGAAUUAGCGCCGCAGACAUCGAGGCAGUCGCUGUCCAUCAAGGAACUACCUUCCAAAAAGGCGAUAUCCUCAUCAUCCGAUUCGGGGUAACAGAGGCACUGGGACAAAUGAACGGGGACGAACAAUCAGCCGCCAUGGCUCCACUGCGAUGCUGUGGGAUCGAAGGAACCGAAGAUAUGGCACGUUGGCUAUGGAACAGACAGUUUGCUGCCGUUGCCAGUGAUAAUAUAGCCGUGGAGGCUAUGCCGCCCAUUAUUGAUGGGGUGGAGAGACCGCCGACCGAGUUUGUGGCUAAUUGGGUAGUGUUGCACCAAUGGUGUCUUAGUUUGCUUGGAAUGCCUCUUGGGGAGCUGUGGGAUCUCAAGGCCCUGGCGGACGUGUGUAAGAAGGUUGGAAGGUAUAGCUUUCUAUUGACCUCGGCGCCGUUGAAUGUUCCUGGUGCCGUUGGGAGUCCGCCGAAUGCGUUGGCUAUUUUGUAA